Myzus persicae (green peach aphid) is the source of this 1339-nucleotide messenger RNA. RefSeq lists its product as uncharacterized. NCBI's taxonomy places the organism in Eukaryota, Metazoa, Arthropoda, Insecta, Hemiptera, Aphididae. Bases 453 to 1031 code for a protein of 192 amino acids. The transcript is spliced from 2 exons. The record is from RefSeq and is a predicted model, not a curated record.
CUAAGGAAGAAUGCCGUAAAUAGAAAAAAAAAAAAAAUGAGAUUAUUCUGUAUUACGUUUAAAAUUACAGUUUUACACGUUGUUUUUAAGUAAAAAUGCCGUAACUAUGGUUAUUCAUCGAGAUAUGUGUGCUUAUAAGAAACAAAUAUUGCCGCAAUUGUAAUUAAAUAUAAUCGAUGCUUAGCAAAAACGCCGUAAUCACAGUUUGCUAGGGAAGAUUGCCGUAUCUUUUUCUAAAAUACGGCGUUUUUACUUAGCACUUCAUUAUAAUCUAUAUUUACGGCAUUGUUGUUUAGAAAACUGGUCGUCAAUAAGCCGUAUCUUAUAAUUUAAUUUUAAAUUACUGAUAAUGUUUGGAGUUUUGCUGUUGUACACCAUACACAUUCUAUAUUUCGUUCAGUUAUCUAUGAUAUAUCGUCGUGAAUUGACGAAGUACAAUUUUUAUUUUUGCAAUGAAUGCACAACAUGAAUUUGUUUAUGACCCAAACAUAAAUGUUAUACCAGGUUCACCAGACUCAACAAUUACAAUUGCAUCAGACUUAUUAGAUGGAAUUGAAGAACUCAUUCAAGAUGAUAAUGAAUCCGUCGUAAAUAAUAUAUCAGAGUUACCUAUUUAUUUUGAUGAUGGUGUUGUGGUUAACAAUGAAGUAGAGCUUUUCACGAAAUCCGGGGAACUUAGGAAAAGGAAAAAAUAUUUAACGAGUGUAGAAAUGCGAAAAAAAAUAAAACUAGACUUAGAAAAAGAUCGGCACGGGGUGUUACCAGGCUGCGAUAAAGAAAAUUGCCAAAAACAGUGCUAUAGAAAAAUUACAGAAGAAAGACGAUUUGAUGUGAACUUUCAAUAUUGGAAUAUGACCUGGAAGGAACGUAGAGUUUUCAUAUUGAGUACGUGUCAAUGCGUGGAUGUCAAAACACGUAAAAAUACUGAACUGACUAACCGCAAAAAUGCUUUAAAAUUUUAUAUAACUGAUGAACAAGGUAUCAAAAUACAAGUAUGCAAACCCUUUUUUUUUAACCACUUUAGGCUUUAAAAAAACAAAUGAUAGAGUUCUAGAUAUAUUAAGACAUUAUCCCAAUGGUCAAGUAGAAGCUCCAGAUGAUCUUCGUGGCAAGAAACCGACUAAAAAGUAUUUACAUCAACAUUUAAUAGAAGACCAUAUCGAGUCAUUUAACCCGACUGUAUCACACUAUCGGCGUGAGCAAGCUCCAAAUAUUCGGUAUUGACUUAAAAAUGUAUAAUGACUAGAUGACUUUGAUUUCAAGAUAAAGAUAUUGUAAUUACUUUCAAAUUGUGUUAUAAAUUAAAACUAAAAAUUAGUAUUGAUAAUAUACGGCGUUA